AUGCGGUCUUCAACGUGGAUUAAAUCGAUACUACUGGCGAGUUCGUUCUCUAUCCCGUGUAUCGGAGCGGCAACUAGCAAUGGUCAUGAUGUCCAAACCCGUUUGUCGUCCAACAAUGACAUUGACCACAACCGACCAAAGACAAACAAUGCCGGCAAGAAGAAUAUUGUCUUCAUUCUUACUGAUGAUCAAGACUCUAUCUUAGACUCAGUAUCUUAUAUGCCAAAGCUCAAAGAGCACAUCAUCGACAAAGGCACCUCAUUUGUCAAUCACUUCACCACCACAGCUAUCUGCUGUCCAGCCCGCGUGUCACUUUGGACCGGGAAGCAGCCGCACUCCACAAACGUCACGGACGUAAGCCCACCAUAUGGUGGCUAUCCCAAGUUUGUUUCCCAAGGUCUCAAUGAAAACUAUCUGCCUGUGUGGCUGAGUGAAGCGGGCUACAAGACCUACUACACCGGAAAACUCUUUAAUUCUCAUACAAUCAAUAACUACAACUCGCCAUAUCCCGCAGGAUGGACUGGAACUAACUUCCUUCUCGACCCUGGAACUUAUGACUACUUGAAUCCGAUCUAUCAGCGUAACCAGGAGGCCCCAGUUCAUCAUAAAGGAGAGCAUACUUCAGACCUGAUCUCCAAGUAUGCUCAUGAGCUCCUGAAAGAAGCGAUUGACUCAAACAAUCCAUUCUUUGUCGCUAUUGCUCCUAUUGCACCGCACUCGAACAUCAACGUCGACCGUGAGCCUGGGAGUGCUAUGACGAUACCCAUUCCUGCCGAGAGACACUCACAUCUCUUUGAAGGGGUAAAAGUACCACGGACUGGCAACUUCAAUCCGGACUCUCCCAGCGGAGUGAGCUGGAUCAAGGAACUCAAACAGCUCAAUGACUCGUCUGUGUCGCAUCUGGAUGACUACUAUCGCGCACGUCUUCAAUCUCUCCAAGGCGUCGACGAGAUCGUCGAGCAGGUCGCUCAGCAACUUGAAGACGCCGGCCUACUCAACGAGACAUACAUCAUUUACAGCUCCGACAACGGAUUCCAUCUUGGACAGCACCGACUGCCUCCUGGGAAGGAAUGUGGUUUUGAGGAAGAUAUUCGUGUGCCCCUUUUCAUCAGAGGUCCAGGUGUUUCCUCUGGUGCCGUGGAGAAAGCUGUUACAACUCACAUCGACCUCGCGCCUACCAUUCUCAAGCUUGCAGGCGUUGAGUUGAGAGGGGAUUUUGACGGUACUCCUAUUCCAGUGACGGAUGGCCAUGAAGGAAAGCGUCACGAGCAUGUCGCUGUUGAGUAUUGGGGCGUUGCCAUCGCUGAGGGCGGGUUUGCUGGCCUUGGUGCGGAGGGCCAAAUCCAAGUACACAACAACACGUACAAGGGUGUGAGAAUAGUACACGAGGACUACGAUCUUUACUACUCGGCUUGGUGUAACAACGAGCACGAGCUCUACGAUGUCAAGACGGAUCCAGGACAACUGAACAACCUCUUCCCCGUCGAUGGUAAGGCGACUGCCGACAAGGCAUUCCUGGGAACCACCGUCCAGCAAGUCGUCAACCGCCUUGAUGCUUUGAUGUUGGUGUUGAAGUCCUGCAAGGGAAAUACGUGCAUCGAGCCCUGGAAGACACUCCAUCCUGAUGGUAACGUGGCGAACCUCAAAAAUGCUCUUGGGGGCAAGUUCGAUAGCUUCUAUGAGGAGCAGGUAAAGGUUCGGUUCGAUCGUUGUGAAGAUGGAUAUUUGGUCGCUGCUGAAGGGCCACAAGUUGGAUAUGAGUAUCGCGAGGGUCUUAAGUGGCACCAUUGGACUUAG
Molecule: messenger RNA, 1797 nt
Organism: Fusarium venenatum
Lineage: Eukaryota; Fungi; Ascomycota; Sordariomycetes; Hypocreales; Nectriaceae
Source: RefSeq, a predicted model, not a curated record